This is a messenger RNA of Equus caballus (horse), 9406 nucleotides long. It is a transcript of the gene PTGR3, whose product is annotated as prostaglandin reductase 3. Lineage: Eukaryota; Metazoa; Chordata; Mammalia; Perissodactyla; Equidae. The record is from RefSeq and is a predicted model, not a curated record. Gene Ontology annotation, cellular component: mitochondrion. Gene Ontology annotation, molecular function: zinc ion binding.
AAGGAGGCCGGGGACCCCGCUGGCUUUUCCAGUCCGCUCCAGGUUGUCAGCCGCCUGGCAAUGGCGGAGCCUGUUGUUGGGUGUGUUGGUGUGCCCCUCGCCGGUGUGGUCUGCCUGUUGUCAGUGCUGUGUGGCUGUUGUCUGUGCCCCGGAGUGUAGCGACGGGCGCGUGGCGCGCAUCCAGGGCGGCUGGACAAGGGUCAGGGUGGGGGCAUGGCUGUCUUUGCAGACCUUCGACACUCGGGUCGUUGCCGAUCUUCUUACUAUCUUUUCCACCUCCACACUCCUCGUCUUAAUGUGUUUCUAUCUCACUCAUCUUUAGUAACUGGUGAAGCAACAGGAAGGAAAGGGACCUCACUCUGUCGGAGCUAUGCCUGUGGGUCUCUGCUCCGUGGGUCCCCUCGCUGCCCGACUUGCGGGCGGGGUGUUCCCGGUCCGUCUGUCCCCUUCGAAGAGCAGGACUCGCUGGUCUGCUCAGUCCCCCGAGGGGUUACAGUGUUGCAUGUUUCAGGUUGAAUAAUACUAUCGAAGGGAGGAGUAAGUUUUGAUUGUAACUAUGUUAUAAAUUGUGUGCUAGCAAGUACUGUAAGUCCUCUGCAAGGACUGGAGGACAGAGUGUACCCUGCCGACGUAGCGUGAUGCAACCUUUAAUUGGUCCGUUUUAGAGAUUCAUAUCAGCCUUCCAAACAAGACUGUACAACUGAAGAAUUCUGAUUAUGACAUAAAACUUUUGGAAACCUGUUGGAAACAUAAAAAUUGAGUGAGCCCAGGCUGCGAUUGAGUGGAGGCUGGGGGGUCAGUGGUGGCGGGGUGUGCCUUAAACGGUGGGAUGUGUGCCUCCUUUAGAAAGUUUGCGUCGGUGGAAGGGGCUGCACAGGAUUUCUUCAUUAUGCGCUGUGACACCCAGGCUGUGGACAUAAGGACAUGCAUCCUGCUAGGCUAAAAAACAGGGCUCGUGUGUGUUCACGAACCUACAAAACACAGGAGCAAUUUAAGAGAAGUUCAGAUGAGACCCAGGCUGAAAAGCCUGCAAAUAGACUUUAACAGGCAAAGUUUCACACAGGCUUUUUUUCUUCUUUAUCUGAUGAAGUACAAUAUUGACUGUGAACACUGAUGUAAACACACACACAGACAACUGCUAGAAUAAAAUCCCUUUUAGAAACAGAGUGUGAAAUAGGGCGGAGGCGACUGAGCGGGGCAGGCGGGGGAAGGUGUGAAGUUAGAGCACUGCCAGCAGCAGCGGAGUGGGACCACCCGUCACGCCGCGGUCGCCUUUGGUGGAGGCAGCACGGGGAUCCUGGCCUCUACCUGCGAGUGUGCGUCAACUCCUGGGGUCCUCCCCUCCCCUCCUCAGACUCCUGUCCCUUCAGUCUCAUCGUGGCCCCUGGCUUUCCCUUCCCGGCUGGGUGCCCGAGCACCCCCACGCCCCCUUCCCGCGGCCCCCCCACAGGGCGCUGGGUCCCAGAAUUCGGUGGUCAGAGCUCUAGAGUGCCGGCUCCCUGGUUUGGAGCUUAUCAGUUUGGGUUGCUUUAAGAUCCAUGCCUCUAUUUUCCUUCCACGUAUGCCAAUAGAAAUAGUAUAUUUAUAUGUACAACUUGACCUCUAACUUCUGCCUUGAAGUCCGCAACAGACAGAGAAUGGGGCCGAAUUGCUGCGUGUUGGGAGUGGGCAAAUCUUUGCCUCCCCUUUUUCCUCUGUUGGAAAAUCGGCUCCUACCCCCAAAUUGGAGGGAGAUCCUUUAUUCUUGCAAACGGUGUCAGUGGAGGUGGCAUUUUACCGAUUUUAUUUUUAAGAACAGAGGCUUUAGAAUUCACUGCAGUUGAGUUCAUUUUAAUCCUAGACCACAUCUCCGCUGAGCAGUGUUAAUUGCAUGAAAAUUUUAUGCCAGCACAUCUCAUUUGAUCGUGGUAAAAUCUGUUCUGGACUGAAUGGAUUAAGCCCAAAUUCACUUGUUGGGAAAGGUAUUUUGGAGGUUUUCCUUGUGCUCCGUCUGACUUUUUCCUUCAGUUGAUCCAUUUGCACAUCUCAUUCCAUCUUAACAGAAAAUACAAAUUCUUUAUUCACAGGGAGGGAAGCGCUUCUAAACUAGACAUCGAUGUAGGAUAAUCAAGUUUACCAUUUAGGAAAAGUGUGGGAAGGAGCACAUAAAAUCCCUACAGAACCUAGGACUGAAGUCCUUUAUCCAGUUCCCACCUUCCGCUUCAUGCGUCCGAGGACAGCUCCCAUCUCCCGCUCGAUGCCCAGCCGGCAGAAAAGAAAAAGAAAGGGAGCAAGCGCCACCGUGAAGUCCCCGUGCGCGCUAUUUUUAGCUUUUUUUCGUACAAUAGUGACACAUUAUUUCGUUUCCAAAUAUUUCUAACGAUUUUCUGCUCAAGUGUAAGAUGAUGGAGCAAAGAGUUUGUAGGAAUGACCAAGACGAGCUGGGGGGUGGGGAAGGCGUUCUUGAUAAACGGUUUGCUGCUCACAGGAGGGUAACUAUUUCUGCUGACUCUCCAGGCCGAGAAUUUUUUUUUUCUUUUUCCCUUCUUUCUUUCUUUUCUUUUCUUUCUUUUUCUUCUUUCUUUUUAUUUAUUUUUUUUUUAAGGAAGGUCUGGUUUGGACAACUUUGUUUCCCAGUGUUGAAGGCUUUUGCUGUGGACUUGAGUUUGGUUUUUGUUCAGAGGAAAGCGUUUCCCUCCCUCUGAGGACUGCCCUCUUUCACAAUAAACAUGACGAAGGGAGUCAGGACUUUUUAGGGUAAAUAAACCGAGUGACUCUGGAAGGGUAUGUAUUUGGGGAAAGCCGAACCGGUCCCGUUCUGUUUCCUGGAUUUUAGUUCUGUUCCUCGAUUUUAGUCUUUUGAGCGGAUCCUCCCACCUGAUCGCUAGCAUCCCGCUCUCAUUAAAAGCACGAAUUUCAAAUUCGUGGAGGAGGAGGGUACCAGGAGAGUCCCCAGUGCGCGCAUCCUUCCAGCGCGCCUUUCCUCCUUUUCUCGCCUCUCGCCUCUCGCCGUCCCUGUCCCAGCUCCCCGACCAGGGCCCCCUUUGCCAUGGCGCCUGCUGCUCUUGAACUUGUUUCUGGUGGAGCGGAAGGCGCGGCUCGAGACCCUCCCGCAGCUAUUCCCAAAGCCCAGAUUUGUUGGUGUUAAUGCAUCUGACAUCAACUAUUCAGCUGGCCGAUACGACCCUUCAGUAAAGACCCCCUUUGAUGUAGGUUUCGAAGGUGUGGGAGAGGUGGUGGCCUUAGGCCUGUCUGCUAGUGCCAGAUACACAGUUGGCCAAGCUGUGGCUUACAUGGCACCCGGCUCCUUUGCUGAGUACACCGUGGUGCCUGCCAGCAUUGCAACUCCAGUGCCCUCUGUGAAACCUGAGUAUCUCACCCUGCUGGUAAGUGGUGCCACCGCAUACAUCAGCCUGAAAGAGCUCGGAGCAUUGUCGGAAGGGAAAAAAGUUUUGGUGACAGCCGCAGCUGGGGGGACGGGCCAGUUUGCCGUGCAGCUUGCAAAGAAGGCCAAGUGCCAUGUAAUUGGAACCUGCUCUUCUGAUGAAAAGUGUGCUUUUCUGAAAUCUAUUGGCUGUAAUCGUCCUAUCAACUAUAACACCGAGCACGUCGGUACUGUCCUGAAGCGGGAGUACCCCGAGGGUGUCGAUGUGGUGUACGAAUCCGUUGGGGGAGCCAUGUUUGACUUGGCGGUAGACGCCUUGGCUAUCAAAGGGCGCUUGAUAGUAAUUGGGUUUAUCUCUGGCUACCAAACUCCUACUGGCCUAUCACCUGUGAAAGCAGGAGCGUUACCAGCCAAACUGCUCAGGAAAUCCGCCAGCCUCCAGGGCUUCUUCCUCAACCAUCACCUUCCUGAGUAUGGAGCAGCCAUGGACCACUUGCUUCAGCUGUGUGCAAGUGGGGACCUGGUUUGUGAGGUGGACCUUGGCCAUCUGUCUGCAGAGGGCAGGUUCACUGGCCUGGAGUCGGUAUUCCGGGCUGUUGAUUAUAUGUACAUGGGAAAAAACACUGGAAAAAUUGUAGUUGAAUUACCUCACUCUGUCAACAGUAAGCUGUAAAAGCAGGACAAUGACACAAAUCAAAGGAGAAAGAAAAUGGGCACUUUAUGCCUCAGAAUUACUCAAGUCAACUUAUUUUUAGUUGGUAAUGGAGCUAUUUCUUAAAACAAGAGGAAGGUGUUAAUAGGUUUUUCUUUCUCUUUUCUUUUCUUUUUUUUUUUCCUGCCCCUCCCUUGAAAAAAGAAUGUCCUAAUAAAACUUCCUUCAAUGGCUCAGAGGUAAAACUUUUACAUUCAAGUCUUCAGUCAUGGACAGACUCAUUCCAGAUUUUAUUGUUCCAGCGAACUAAAUUAAUUCCUGAUGUGAGAUCUGAGCAAAUCAGUAUGUCUUCAGCUUGAUGAGAUUUUAAAAUCAGUCUUGAAAAUGGUUCACAAAUUCUUUGCUUUGGGAAAGUUUGCUCUUGUGCUAAUAAGUAGUUAAUAGAUGAGAGGGAUUGCAAAAGUCAGCCGCAUUUCAGAGUCCAUAUUCUCAGGAAGUGGCCUUUUUUUUCCCUAUAAAUCAUUAGCCAACUAGCUAAAUAGAAAUUUGGAGGAAUUCUCCCAAAACUUUGAUUUUGUUAAAUUCUUUUAAAAAGUGAUUAAGUGAACACAGACUUAUUUUAAAGAAGUAUCUCUUAUUUAGUGGCUUUUGGGCACAAUCCUCCUGGUGGGGCGUAUGGAAUGGAGAAUUUCUCUCUUCCCUUCAGAAGCAAAUUAGUAUUGAAAACGUAUAGACAAAAAGCAGGUUUUAGAAAGAGAAAUUACAGAGAUUCAGGGGACUUUAAAAACUUCAUACCUGCAUAGGAAAGGGAAAAGUAUGUGCUCCAGCCACAGCGGGAGUCUCCGUAAUGCAACUGUGCCAUGCGUGUAAAAACACACUGCAGGCCUCCCGCCAGAGAGCCGCGCCAGCCGGAAGUGGGCUAUGUCACACAGCGCCGUUUUCAGAAGGGGCCUGGGUGAUCUUCAGUAAGAAUGCAGUUGCUUCAUGUUGUAGACGUGCGGACGUGGAAGGUGUGUUUUCUCUCCGACCAUGGAAGCAGACUAGCGGCCACUGAUCUUCCGUCCCCAUUUUACUUCUCGCCGUGCUCUGGUGGAACGAGAUGCUUCUUGUCACUCUCCCCCCGUGUCACACACACGCGAGUAACGAGUCAUGCGCCUUCUCUUCUGAAUCAUGCCCCGAGCUGCUCCGCCUGCCUCCUAACCUUCAGCUCACCAAAGACUCCUCCAGCUUUCAUGGUUGAGUUGGAAAUCCCAGAGUGCCUUUCUAAUGGAAGGCAAAACCCACCAGAUUAUUUUUCAAAGCCUUGGGUUUCAGUGUUUCGAACAUGCUACACAAAUAGGAACACAAUUAAAGACGCCCCAGGAAACUUGGUGACCAUAUUUAGUUUUUCUUUCCUUCCAUCUGAGGAGCAAGGAAAUCCUACUGCUGAGUAGCUGUUAGUAUCUAUUUUACAAGAUUUACUCAUUUUCAGGUACCUAAUGUAGCUGCUAGCAUGCAUGCACAACAAUACAAUUUAUAUGGUAAAUGGGACCAAAUAAUGGCUUCACUGAAUGUUAUGGCUGCACUGAAGGCAAAUGUCACGGUAAAUAGCUGCCAAAUUAUGGAUCAUGCCGAAGUGUCACAACUGCACUAAAGACAAAUAGCACUGGAGGCUAUUGCCACUGUGAUGCUUUUGAGUUAUGAAGAAGAGUAGCAGCCUGAUGCGAGGCUCUUUGUGUCCUCGUUAUAGCAAAGGGUUACCAGUGCAGGGACAAGGGAAGCCGGUCCAGUGAGGGGCUCGGUUAUUAAUCUGUCCCUUUCAGACCUCACAGCUGUAGGAAAACGGAAAGGGACUUUGCCUGGCUUUCAGAUACACAAACAAAGGGGAGGGGACAGGUGUUACGAAUGUAACUGCACGGGAAAUGCCUGGUCAGGGAGAAACAUUGUAAUCAGCUCAUCAAAGAAUAUUAUUAAAUUUAACAUAGUGUAUGUUUGAUAGGCUUAGCUGCUGCUUAUGCAGAGAGACGUGUGAAACCUCAGCAAUGAUGCACUUUCCCCCUUUGUCAAGACUUGAGGAGUAAGGACGUUGCCAACCAAAUUGCUUCUUCUAAACUGAAGCCCGUCCCGGUUUCUUUCACUUUAAUGGGUGGGUAAUAAAGAUGAAAGACCAACAUUUUAACUGAUGGAUCCCUUAAGCUACAGAAUAGAAAUUUAUUAUGUUUUGAAGGAAUAUACUAAAUUCAGCUAUGUAAAAAAAAAUAUUUCAAAUACCCAGGUUUAAAAUAAAAUAUAAUCUGAAAACCUCAUGCUCUCUUUCCCCAAACUGAGGAACUACAGUGCAUACUGUUUUCAUUUAUUCUUAGAAAACAAGCAUGAAAGAUUCCGCCCAUUCAGAUAAUGCCAAAAAUAUGUUUAAACUUUUUUUUUUGUUCUUCUGAAAAAUGAUUUGUAAAUUGAGGGUCAUAGUUCAGCAUCAGUUUCAUCUUCUGGGAUUAUCGUUCAAGACCAGCCGCUAAUGGGAGGUGAAAUGGUGCGAUGCUCUCAACACCUUUCUUCUGAACUGCAUUACAUAUCACAAAAAGCACAUCCAUAAUUCAGGGCAAUUGUCAGUCUUUGUUUUAGAGAUGGGGCCGGGGCUGGAUGAUCACAGGGGAUGAGUUAUUUCUCGGUUCUCAGGGUGGCCUUUUCUGCACAGCAGCCUUGAGGCCCCUGGCUGGGCAGAUGGAGGGGCUUGACUCUGGUAGGCGAACCGAGAAAUGCAGGGUCCCAGCUAUUCCUUACCAUUCCGUUAUGACUUCUAAAGAGUCAAAUGCUGUUCCUUCAAAUUUGUUUUGCAUACAAAAAAUACCAACAAUGCCAUUUCGGGUCCCUUUGACAAUGACUUCUUCUAUUGGCCCAAUUCAGCAUUAAAAAAAAGAAAUUCAGGGAAUAGUUUGCAAAGAGAGAACGCAGAAGUUUUGCACAAUACAUUCUAUAAAUUGUUCUUAUAUGAUUUCAUCUGAAUGGAGUUCUCAGGGGUAGGACGGAGCCUCUAUAAAUGGUCAUUAGUAUUACAUUCAGUAUUUAUCUAAUGAAAGUGCAGUGACAAGUGGCUGCUUCUUAUUAAAAUGAAAAUCCUGCAUUAUGUACUUAAGGAACAUUCCAGCUAAUGAGGAUGUAAUGUCCUCGGUACAACACAGACCUUCUUUUUGUGUUCACCACCACAAGAUGCUGGAAACUUGACAAAUGAUAUCAUUUCAGACACAUGCCUGCCGUAGGGACCUGCUUUUUGGCUUCCUGUUUCUGGCUUUUAUUUGGGUAACAUUUAUAACGGCCACCCGACUUGUAACGGUAACGUUUUAACCCCUUCGUGGAGUUCCCAAUUAGCGUGAAUUUACUACAUUCAGCGUUUCCUUUAAAAGGCGGUGGGAGUUCCUACGCCUGAAAAUAUUUCUCCUGAUCACUUUAUCACCCGUACAUAUAAGAUAAAUACCAUAUUUUAGAUUUAUAUAAAAACAGAUGAGCAACAUACAACUUUCAGAAAAAAUACAAUAGGAAAAGACCAAGCACAAUCAGCGACGGCUGAUCACUUCUUCAGGGUUAAAAUGUAAGCUUUAUGAAUGGAACCCAGAUGCAAAGUGGCCUGAUUUGACAGAUUCAUAAUUGCUGUUCUCCAUACCUUCCACUCUCUUGUUUUAUUAAAUAGUGUUUGUUAUUUAUAGUACUUAUUUAGAGACAGACAAUUUAUCUAUGCAAACUUUAUUAGUUAAUUUUUGGGUUUGGAGUUUGAGGUUUUUUUUUUUUUUUUUGAAAGUUAGAUUUUCUGUAACUAAUUUUCUAGUUAUGGCCCAGAAUUAAAUAUUUCCGAUCAUAUUUCAGAAGUCAAAAUGUAAAACUCUGGAUUAUCAGUGCUGUUGGUGUGGACAUUUUAAGCUUUGAAUUUUAUUUUUUCCUAGAUCUUUAGCAUCAUGUUAUUUCAACUUCUAAAAGGAAGAAUGUUUGAUAUGAGAACCUUACUGCUGUUAGAUGAGCAAACUAUGGAAUGUUGGCCAAAAAAAGGACCAUAUAAAAUAGGUAAAUAAUAUUUUACCAAUAUGUAUCAGUUUAAGUAAUUCUUGAUAGAAGAGAGUUGAUAUUCAAAGAAAGUCAAAUAAGGUGCAUAUUUCAAUUAUGUAUGCUUGAGUCUUCUGUAGAAUUCUUUCACUAGACCUGAGUAGCUAAUGAGAUUCGACAGCAAAUGUGGCCUGGUGUAAAUACUGUCCCCCCGUCUAUUCUUGACCCGACGUGGUGCCCACUGCAGAUCUGCCCUUCAUUGCUUGCUCAGAGCAUCCUGGGAGGCAGGGCCACCCUUGGGAAGCAUGUCUGGAACCCUCCAGCCAUGGGCCAAGUACUGCAUGUACUUGGGGAAAACCAAUAUGUGCCUGGUCUGUGCCCGGAAGCACUGAGCCAAAAGUACAGCGAUUCCAACAGCCCCCGAAAGGAAGAGUUUCCCUUGAAGGGCACUAUCUGACAGCCUUUCUGCCAACAUGAAAUUAAAAUAAUAAUUAAAACACGCCCAGCUGACUGGUGGUAGCAUCCAAUACCAAAGAUGGAUUUGUGCUUAGAGCUCAGAAAAAUGUUCCAUAGAAUUGUCAGCAACUGUCGUGCUUUAUGCUCCCAGGUGAAGAGCUGCACCGUAUCUUAGAAGGACUCGAGCGAACGGUUUCUUUGGCUGGUGGGAGGUGCGGGAAGCCCUUUAGGGAAUAAAGGGAGGCCUUCUUACGAGAGCCUUUGCCUUCUGUCUGCGUGCCCGCACCUGGGGGGUGGGCCCGCAGACACUGAGAGCUGGGAGGAGCCUGAGACACUCUGCCCUCAUAAAUGAGAAGACUCAGUUGUCCUUUAAAUGGUAAAAUUUGGGAUGUAAGGGAUAAUCUAGUUCAACCCAUUUUAUAAAUGAAGACACUGAGAUUCAGCAAGAAUAGGUGCUUUAUCCAAGGUCACGGAGUUCCCUGGACUCAGAAAUGAAGCCGGAGCACAGCCAGAUUCCUUCCUGGUACCUCAGGCCGCUCUCUCUUAUCCCCUUUAUGCUUUGCCAAGGUCCCUCACUAUAUGGCUGAUUGAAAGUGUCACAAAAUAACAACUGGCCUCUGUUAUAUAUCUUUUGGUGGAUGAGAUGCUGACCAACCCAGGAAGAAUAUCACAGUUCCGGCCACGAAAGUGGGCUCCACUCCAGACCCCCUUGAAUCCAGCACAGGUCAGGUGUCCAGGUCAUUUGAUUCUGCCAUCUGAAUAUCACACAGCCUUCAGGAAAAAAUUUUUAAAAACACCUCUGUGGAAUUAAUGGCUGAAUGCCUACAAUUUAGUUUUAAUACUACAAGGAAGGUUUUGUCUCCUGUCAGUGUAUUUUUGUUUGUCAAAUAAUGAAAAUGAAAUAAAGAAAAUCUUUAUUAUCA